GUCAUUUCACCAAAAUAUCCCCAAAAUACUAUAAAAAACUACGCUACUAUACAUACAAAAAAUGCAAAAAAAAAAAUACAACAUUUUUACAUUAUUUAUUCUCUAUCAUCUUUAUCGUCCAUCGUUUAGUUUUGUCCCUCUUAUUACAUCAUUUCGUAAUUUCAAUUUCAAUUUCAAUUUCAAACCUUUUCGUGUCCCUCUCCAUCUAAUCAAUUCCUUCAACCCCUCUUACGCAACCACUCAGUAACAGACAAAAAAUCAAACUUUUUUGUUUUGGGUAUAAUAAAACCCACCCAGAAAUGAAGAAACCGCAUUUCAUCUGAAUUUUCCGUCGGGAACAUGUUUUUAAGGAUAAUCGGAGAAGGUGGUGGUUUUUAAUUUACGAGUUUUAAUCGUGAACGUACACGUGUACGAAGAUGGGAGCGGAAGUGAUUGUGAAUUGGGGUACGUGGGAGGAGCUUCUUCUUGGUGGUGCUGUUCUCCGACACGGCACUCGUGAUUGGUCCGUCGUCGCUGCUGAACUCCGAGCUCGAACCCUUUCUCCAUACGCUAUCACACCCGAGGUUUGUAAAGCCAAAUAUGAAGACAUACAACAGCGCUAUUCAGGGGCUUGGUUUGAGGAGCUUAAGAAGAAAAGAGUAGAAGAGCUUAAGAGAGCUUUGGAGAAAUCCGAAAAUUCAAUUGGGUCUCUUCAAUCAAGGCUUGAAUCCCUUAAAGCUGACAAGAACGAGAAAAGAGAUGAUUGUCAUGUUGAAAACGACUCAGUUGAACCAGAAUUACGCGUUCCUUCACAGAAAUUGGAGAGAGUCGAAUCUUCCACCAAAGAGACGUCAAAGGACGGGCUCUCUGCUGGGAGUUUUACACAUCAAACCGAGACAAACUGGUCUCAUGAAUGCCAAGUUCCAGCAAUGUCUUCUGAAGACAUGGAGAUUACGCCAGGUGUUUCAGGGUCUACUGAACAUGAGAAAGUUCUGAAUGUAGAUAAGUUGGCAGAUACUGUAUAUGAAGGACAGGGAGGGUGUUGUAAAAAACGGAGAGGGAAGAGAAAGAGGAAGGAUUGUAGCAGAAAUAUUAAUGAAGCGAGUGUAAGAGAAAGUGAUUUUUCAAUUGAUGUGUCCAGGUUGAAAGAAAGUUCUACCAGUAACUGUGGCGAGGUUGUUAAAUCUUCUGGUAUAACUGAGGAGAAUACGAACUUGAAAAAGGAUGAAAUGAAAGAUAUGAUGGAGAUUUUAGAUUCUGUUAUGGAAAUUAAAGGCGCUUCUUGCUUUACUCGCAAGCAUGAUAGCCAGAAGCGAGCAAGGUACAGGCAGUUAAUCCGAAGACACAUGGACUUCGACACUAUAAGGUCAAGCAUUAGCAACAAAAAAAUUAAUUCAAAGAUAGAACUUUUCAGAGACAUGCUUCUACUGGCCAACAAUGCUUUGAUUUUCUACUCCAAGAACACUCGUCAAUAUAAAUCUGCGCUACUCAUGAGAGAAAUUGUCACUGAAAAACUGAGGGAGAAUGGCACGGUUUGCACUAAGAGUGACAUACAUGCACUGAGGGAGAUUGGCACGGUUUGCACUAAGAGUGACAUACAUGCUGAUGUCGACUCUAACUCUAUGGUAUUACCUGUUCAAGAUCCUCCUGUGAAAGUCAGAAGUGUUCGUUCCGGUAACCGAAAGAUCGAUGUUGCAGAGACAGCUGAUGUAAGCAAUCCUGUUUCUGGGCUUUCACAUGUAGCCAAGAAGAAGCCUAGUAGUAGUAAAGAGGAUUCUCCAUCUUCAGCGAAACCCUUACACAUCAAGAAAGCUUUUGGUGGACCUAAAAAAAUUGAACCUGCAACUCCAACUCCAACGAAGGAAACAAAGGAAAAGAAAAGAAGAAGAUUUGGCUCCUAAAAGACCUCUUUUUGUACAAAGGUUUUGCAUGCAUUCGGGGUGGCUUUUUGUUGUGACAGCAUGUGUUUCAAUGCAGGAAAUGCAGAUGGAGCAAACUGUUCCAUCCGUUUGAUUUUGCGUCUUAACAUUGCAUCAAAUACUCACUCCGACUUUUUCAUUAGACUUUCACAGCGAUUAACUUUCAUGCAACCGCAAGGAAUUUGGACAGGAUUCGUGAUGGAACGUAACUACCUCAAGCAUGUUGUUAAAUGAAAAAUAGCUCUAGAUUACAGUGACUUAUCUGCAGUAGGUAGUUUUACUUUGUAGUUUGUAAAUGUGAAUUUUUGUUUUUGCGACAAGCAUGUUGUUUGUACUCCAUCUUCAUGUUUGCUUGUGCUCAUUUACAAUUUCUUAACCAAGCUUAUUGAAUAUACUCUCAUUGUCAAUGGACAAA
Molecule: messenger RNA, 2313 nt
Organism: Trifolium pratense (red clover)
Lineage: Eukaryota; Viridiplantae; Streptophyta; Magnoliopsida; Fabales; Fabaceae
Exons: 6
Coding region: 417-1880 (487 amino acids)
Cellular component (GO): NuA4 histone acetyltransferase complex
Molecular function (GO): protein binding
Source: RefSeq, a predicted model, not a curated record